This is a messenger RNA of Trypanosoma conorhini, 1038 nucleotides long. RefSeq lists its product as uncharacterized. The transcript has a single exon. Gene Ontology annotation, biological process: peptidyl-lysine monomethylation. Lineage: Eukaryota; Euglenozoa; Kinetoplastea; Trypanosomatida; Trypanosomatidae. The record is from RefSeq and is a predicted model, not a curated record. Bases 1 to 1038 code for a protein of 345 amino acids. Gene Ontology annotation, molecular function: protein-lysine N-methyltransferase activity; protein binding.
AUGUUGCGGUUGUGCUUCGUCGCCCGGGCGGCGGCAGCGUCGUCGUCGUCGUCGUCGUCGUCGUCGUCGUCACGGGAUGACGUGGGCGGUGGUGGUGAGGGGCGGAAGCGGCAGCACGAGGCGUUCAUGCGCUUCUUGACGGCGAACAAGGCCAGCUUUGACGGGGUGGACGUGCGGCCGAGCGUGGAGCACAGCCGCGGGCUCUUUGCCACGCGGCCGUUUCGGGAGGGCACGACGGUGCUGUCGGUGCCGAUGCACACGUUGGCCCUCAGCGCGGAGCGGCUGCUGGCGGGAGAGCGUCUCCGCGCCCUGCAGCCCCCCUCGUUGGAGGACGUCCAGCGUCUCCUGACCGCGCGCAGCAUCAAGGACCCCGUCCUGGGCGAGCAGGUGCACCUGGCGCUCCUCGUUGCGGGCGAGCGCAUGGACCCGGGCUCGUUCUUCGCCCCCUACCUCGACGCCCUGCCGUGCCCCGCCGUCAACGACGAGGCGGUGAUGCGGCUGCACAAGGACGUGCUGGACCCCAUGCAGCUGCUGGAGUGGGACGACCACCAGCGGGAGUGGGUCGGCGUCUUCCGGGCACUGGCGCGCCGCUGGGGGGAGAAGAGCCCGCCCGUUGAAGUCUGCUACUGGGCGUGGCGGACGGUGCUGAGCCGCAUGCACCUGCUGCCGGACCGCGGCCUGGCUCCCGCGGAGGUGGGCUCCGCGCUGAACUACUUCGCACUCUCCACCUUUGAGCGGGCGGAGCGGCAGACGCGGUGGCGAAAGCGCAUUAGGGCCGCCAUCGGCGCCGUACUCGGCGACGCCAACGCCGCGGACGACUACCGCCUCGUCCCAACGCUCGUGCCGCUGCUGGACAUGACAAACCACUUGUCUUCGGGAAACGUGAGUGUGGAGGUGCAGCCGCGGCCGGAGGUCGGGAGCUGCGCGGAGUUGCAGGCCGUGCGGGCAAUUGAGGCUGGGGAGGAGAUUGGCCUGUGCUUCAACCGAUCGCACGGGGCGCCCUUCACGCUCUAUCGCUUUGGGUUUCUUCCCGUAUGA